CAGCUGUCCCUCACUCGGUCGGGAUUUCUGAACCACGGGAGAAUCACCGGAAAGGCUUUUGGUGAUAAACCGCCGCAUUUUGGGAGAAUACAUCACAAUUUAUGGUUACACAGACACACAGAGAGUUACUUUCUAGAGCUUUUAAAGAUGGAAGCUGAACUAUGAGGCGUUGUGUAUUUGCUGAAGACUGAGUGAACCAUGGCACAGUUCCCGACUGCUUUCACAGGACAAGACGUGUUUCUGAUCACUCCGGAUGAAAGAGCCAAACAUGAUCAGCAGUUUCACGGUCUCGCUCCGUCUGCUGGGGGUUACAUAACAGGUGACCAGGCUAAAAACUUUUUCCUUCAGUCAGGGCUGCCCCCGCCCAUCCUGGCCCAAAUAUGGGCUUUGGCUGAUAUGAACAGCGAUGGCCGAAUGGAUAUCCACGAGUUCUCCAUUGCCAUGAAACUCAUCAAACUGAAGCUACAGGGUCACCCUCUGCCACCAACGCUUCCUCCCAGCAUGAAGCAGCCGCCGCCACUUUCCUUACCCCCACAGGCCAGCUUUGGCAUGCCCCCUAUGGCACCCAUUCCGACCCCCAUUCCAGCCCCCCUCCCAGUUGUGCCCCCGCUCCCUCUUCCUCCUCUUCCCGUUGGGGUGUCUCCUCCUCUUGUCUCUUCGGCUCCUCCGCCCCUUCCUCCACCCAUCGCCAACGGAGCUCCUCCCACAGCUAUGAUGCCGCCCAUCUCAGGCUUCCCCCAUUCAGCUCCCUCUGUGAACAAGACCUCUUCGUUCAAUCGUUCCAGCACCAAGCUGCAGAAGGGCUCGUCGUUUGAUGUUGCAGGUACUCAGCCUCCCUCUGAUUGGGCAGUUCCUCAGUCCUCCAGACUAAAGUACAGGCAGCUUUUUAACUCCCAUGAUAAGAUGAUGAGCGGAUACCUCACCGGACCGCAGGCUCGCACUAUUCUGAUGCAAUCCAGCCUUCCUCAGAGCCAGUUAGCCACGAUCUGGAGUCUGUCAGACAUUGAUCAGGAUGGGAAGCUAACAGCGGAGGAGUUCAUCUUGGCUAUGCACCUCAUAGACAUGGCCAUGUCAGGGUUACCACUGCCUCCAGUGUUACCAGCAGAUUACAUCCCGCCAACCUUCAGGCGUGUACGGAGUGACAGCGUCCAGUCAGACCAGAAGAGUGUCCCGGAGGAGACUGAGGAAGAGAACGAGAUCAACCUGGAGAAGAAACUACCAGUGACAUUUGAGGACAAGAAGAGGGAGAACUUUGAAAGAGGAAACCUGGAGCUGGAGAAAAGACGCCAGGCUCUCCAGGAGCAGCAGAGGAAAGAGCAGGAGCGGCUGGCAGCACUGGAGAGGGAGGAACAGGAGAGGAAGGAGCGCGAGCGUCUGGAACAGGAGAGGAGGCGACAACAGGAGCUAGAGAAGCAGUUGGAGAGGCAGCGAGAGCUGGAGAGGCAAAGAGAAGAAGAACGGCGCAAAGAGAUAGAAAGGAGAGAGGCAGCUAAGCGGGAACUGGAGCGCCAGCGUCAGUUGGAGUGGGAGCGGCAGCGUCGCCAGGAGCUCCUAACGCAAAGAAACCGAGAACAAGAAAGUAUAGUGCUGCUCAAAGCCCGGAAGAAGACGCUGGAGUUUGAACUGGAGGCUCUGAAUGAUAAGAAGAACCAGCUGGAAGGUAAACUGAAGGAUGUUCGGUUUCGUCUUUCAACUCAGCGGAGAGAGAUGGAGCAGACCAAUCAGACGAGAGAGACACGCAUCGCUGAAAUCACACAGCUUCAGCAGCAGCUUCAGGACUCUCAACAGUGGCUGGGGAGGCUCAUUCCUGACAAGCAGAAUCUGAAUGAGCAGUUAAAGCAGGUCCAGCAGAACAGUUUGCACCGUGACAGCUUGUCAUCGCUGCAGAAAGCCAUUGAGCAAAAGGAGAAUAGCAGGCAGCAGCUCAAAGAGCAGCUGGAUUCAGUGGAGAGAGAGACCAGAGCUAAACUGUUGGAAAUAGACGCCUUCAACACACAGCUGAAGGAACUGCGGGAGAUUCACAGCCGGCAGCAGAGGCAGAAGCAGAAGGAGUUGGAGGGAGGCGCUCAGUCACUCUCCCAACCUUACAUACAAACGGCAAUCGAAAGGAAGUCUGCCGAGCUGCAGGAGGAAGGGUCAUCGUCAAAGGAAGGAGUGGCCUGGCGGGGAGAAACGGGAAGCUCUGCCCCUAAAGUUCCUAGCCCUGCUUCCGUGUCUGCAUCACACGCCUGGCUAAACAGAGUCACUCAGGAGGAAGAGGAGAGGAAGAGGAGAGGGAUGGAGGAGGAAGAGGAAGGCAGGAAGGGGGCCGGCUCAGUGGAAGAGAAGGAUGUGGAGAGCAGAGGAAAGAAGGACAUGCAGGACAAACUGAACAAGCUGUUCAGCCAGCCAGCUGACCCCUGGGUUUCAGCAGUAGACAAGGUUCCUGGCCCAAGUCUGUUUGACCAGAAAGCUUCUGCCAGUGGCUUCGAGCAACAAAAACAGCAGAAGCCAGUGAAGGUGGUCUACUACAGGGCUCUGUAUCCAUUCGAUGCUCGUAGUCACGAUGAGAUCAGCAUCCAGCCUGGUGAUGUCAUCAUGGUGAAGGGGGAAUGGGUGGAUGAGUCUCAAACUGGGGAGCCUGGGUGGCUGGGGGGUGAGCUCAGAGGCAGAACCGGUUGGUUCCCAGCUAAUUAUGCAGAGCGGAUACCUGAAAGCGAAGCACCAGUCAGCUUGCGGCCUUCGUCUUCGGCCACACCCCCGUCGACCCAGCAGCCAAUGGCCACUCCCCCUUCAGCCACCGGACACACCUCCACCUCAACAUCUUCUGCUAACAGCAACUGGGCCGACUUCAGCACCACUUGGCCGUCCAGCACAGCGAGCCAGUCAGACAGUGAGGGAUGGGACGCCUGGCCUACCUCCUCAGCCAAUCAGAAUCCCUCUCUCAGCGUUCCAUCAGCACAGUUACGGCAACGCUCCGCCUUCACGCCUGCCACGAUGACGACAGGCUCCUCACCUUCUCCUGUACUAGGACAGGGGGAGAAGGUGGAGGGACUUCAGGCCCAGGCCUUGUAUCCUUGGAGAGCCAAGAAGGACAACCACCUCAACUUCAACAAAAAUGAGAUCAUAACAGUGCUGGAGCAGCAGGACAUGUGGUGGCUAGGUGAGCUUCAGAACGGACAAAGAGGCUGGUUCCCCAAAAGUUACGUCAAGCUCAUCUCGGCCAACAUGACGAUUCCCUCUGCUGCUGCUGCUGCUGCUGCUGCUGCUGCUGCUGCUGCUGCUGCUGCAGCUGCAGUCCGCAGCAAAAACACUAAUGAAGCUGGAAUAUCGGAGAGUCCGCCCAAUGGGAAACGACCCUCAUCCUCUCCAGCAAAAUCUUCCGAAUCUGGAGAAGAAUAUGUGGCCAUGUACACCUAUGAGAGCAAUGAACAGGGGGACCUUAGUUUCCAGCUAGGAGACAUCGUCGUGGUGACCAGGAAAGAAGGGGAUUGGUGGACGGGCAUGGUGGGGGGAAAGACUGGAGUCUUUCCUUCCAACUACGUCAAACCACGUGACUCAGUGCCAGAGUCCCUGGGACCAGCAGGGAAGACGGGAAGUCUGGGGAAGAAACCAGAGAUCGCUCAGGUGAUCGCUGCUUACACUGCAACGGGCGCAGAGCAGCUGACAUUAGCACCGGGACAGCUCAUCCUCAUCAGGAAGAAGAAUCCCGGGGGCUGGUGGGAGGGCGAGCUGCAGGCUCGGGGGAAAAAGCGGCAGAUUGGUUGGUUCCCAGCCAAUUAUGUGAAGCUUCUGAGUCCCAGCACCAGCAAGACCACUCCCACAGAGCCCACCCCUCCUAAACUGGCUCCUGCCAGCACAGCUCUGUGUCAGGUGAUCGGCAUGUAUGACUAUGUGGCCCAGAACGACGACGAGCUGGCCUUCCAAAAGGGCCAGGUGAUCAACGUGCUCAACAAGGACGACUGUGAUUGGUGGAAAGGAGAACUGAACGGGAGGGAGGGCCUGUUUCCUAGCAACUAUGUCAAACUGACGACAGACACAGACCCAAGCACGCAGUGAUCAUAUCAUUACCCAGAACCCCCCUCUCCUCAAAGCCCUCAAAGAGACCCACUAGGCCACGCCCACUAGGCCACUCUACCAAUGGGACAGCAGCGAGAGGUCACAUGACCCGGACAUGGCGCCUCUCCACCUGUAGAAGCCAGAGACAGGCAGACACACAGACAGACUGUAACGUUAAAAAACGAACACGCCCUGAACUCUUUGUCUAUGCAUGGUUCUGACCGGACUUGGCCAAACUCUCCAAACGGCACGCUUCGCCAGGAAGGGAGAUCAGUAGUCAGCACUCCUUCUGCUCCUCCUCUUCCUUUCUUGCUUUUCAUCUCUUUCUGGUUCAUCUGGCUAGAGGUUUCGAUUGGGAAUGAAGGGAGAAGAGGAGGGGAACUUGUUGAGCUCCUCCCCUUUUUAAGAUUGGACUAAUGAACAUGUCUUUACUGGAUCACAGUGACUGUAUACACACACACAUACUCACACACACACACAGAGCCUUGUGGCAGCAGGGUGGAUAGUGGAUAGUGGGUCAUUUUGUGGCUUUAUGGGAGAUUUAGUCAUUAGUCAUUCACUCAGCUCAUUCCUAUCUCUUUUUUUUCUUUGUUUGUUUUGUUUUGACCCUGCUACCAUCGCUUUAGUCACAUGUCAGUCAAAGGUUCUGGCUCCCCUCCCUCACUAACCCUCCCCUCCCUACCCCUCCCACAGCUUCACAGAAAGACCCACUAUCUGCUGGAGGACAAGUCUCAGAGUUAAACUGUCUCCUCUCCUCAAUGCCAAAGAUUCCCUUCCUCUUCUCUUGCCUCUUUCUUCCUCCCCCUCCCCACCCUGCUCUAAGGGAGAAGAGAAGUACUGAUGGCAGCAGACGGUUAAAGGGAUAGUUGAGAAUUCCAGUUCUAUUAAAACACUAUAGACGGGUAAUAACUUACCUCCAAUAGAUCAGUUUUCUCUCAGUCUUUGUUUAGUAUGAAUUAUGUAGUUGGUCCUGGAGGCUGAAAACAGGUUCAUUUUAUGAGCCUUUAUAUGUUGUUUGCAUUGAGUAUUUAUUUACACACAAACCGAUUAUACAAGAAACGGAGACCGCAAGAGCAUGCUUGGAGCAUGCUCUGAAAAUGGAAAACAUUCCGUGCUUAAUGUAAAAGUAAUUCAUCUUAAAAAUCAAUAAAAUCAUGUUUAUUUAAACGUGUUGCACGUAUGUCCGCAGGUUACGGUUUGUGUUUCCACGGGAAGAUCAUUGGUGGCGCACUCCCUCCUACCUUCUUUUUUUGUGUGUAAAUAAUCACUUGGCUUUGUGUGAGCAACCAUCCAAAUCAAAAAUGACUGGCAUAAAAGCUCAUAAAAUAAAUCACUUAGGUCUUAACCCAUCUCGGUCUAGCUGUAGGCUUCGAAAAUCAACUAAUCUGAUUUUGUACUAAAUUAAGACGAGUUAUUUAUUGCAAAUAAAAGAUAAAAUUCUUGCCUAUCUUAGAAAUUGCUGAACUAUCCCCUUAAAUCUUACGCUGCAGUGCUGCUUGCCUUCUGGCGGGAAAGGGGACGAGCGACCGGAGUGGAGCUGAAGUUCCUCUGCAACCAAAUUACAAAAACAGCCUGAUACACAGAACACAGCCACACACAACUCACAGCAGAUAUGUUUUAAUGUGUAGAACUUUACCAUUCUGACUGUGUAUUAACUUCAAAUGAUCCAUUAAUGUUUGAUGUUUUGUUUACAUUAUUAUUGUUUUGUCUGUUGCUAUGUCGAUGGGAGACAUUCACGCAAUAAUGAGCUAGACCAAGAUAAGGACACCGUGAUGACAUGCAGGUGGAUUUGAUAUUAGGGGUGCAGUGGUUGUGCAGCGGCUGCUUUCAGAUGUCCAAAUCAUUCCAAUGAAAGAAGUCAUCUGACUUUUUAAGAUUCUUACCCAAGUUAUUGCGUUUGCACAUAGGAAUCCGUCUUAUUUCUAGGGUUUUGUUUGUUGGAGGGGUAAACAUUGUUCCUCUUGCCCUGGUUAAACCAAGUAGCACAUCUGACUUAAUAUUAAUAUUAACACACACACACAUAGUGUCACAGUUAUAUUUAUCCUGUUUUUCACUUUUGUUUUUCACUUGGUGAAAAAGGUGUUAACCCCAUUUUCUUAAAAAAAAAAAAAAAAAAAAAAAAGCCAAAAUGCUUUGUACUAUUGUUCCUUACCAAGCAGGUGCUGUUUUAUGCUUGGUAAAACACGUUUUUUUUUCAACUUUGAGCUCCUUUUGCAUUGUAUGAAAACAUGAUUUAGCCAUGCACAAUCAUUUCACCCCUCUGAGAUUUUAAAGAAAUGGGAUUGUUUUACUAAAACAUCAAUGUUACACAAGCCUGAAAAAAAAACAAAAACUUUUCUCCAGUAGAGAUGCACCGAUCAGAGAUUUGUGGUCAAUUUCCUAUAUCUGACUUUCUACUUAUUGUAGACUUUUCCGAUUCCUCUUUAAGAGCUAUAUUUAUCUAGCUUUGCUGACAUGGGCGAUCAGUACUUGUAUUACAAGUGGCAAAUGCAACAUCAUGCUAUGUGAAGGAGACCAGUAGUUGUAAAACAGCGUUUUACUUUCUUACUAGCAUGUGAGCAACCACUCAUGCUAGUAAGAAUGUUGGAAUUAACUCUAAAAUUUCCUGAGAAAUCUAAUAUCUUGCAUGAACCAUAUGUUUUUUUUUACCAGUUUGACAAAACAUCCCAAAGUCAGGAGUGACUUGACUUCCUGAGUCAGAUUGCACUUUUUGUAUCUGAAAAAGUUGGUAUAAAACAAACAAGUACCAACAGGUGAAAGAGUGACAUAAUCAAAACCUCAAAGUCACGAUUUCCUGUAAUUAAAAGCAGUUUCCUGACUUCACUUUAAAACAUUUCACAAGGACUGAAACUUAGUCAUCUUCUCUCAUUAACAACUUCCACACCAAAGGUUGUGGAAGUUGUUAAUGACAACCUGGUAGCAUUUAGACGAUCCAUUCACUAAUUGUCUAUAUAAAAAUUGGAGUUUUGAGUUUGCAACCAGUCGAUCGACUGGUCACUUCACCAGCUGAAAAUCGGCCAAUUCCAUUCAGUUCCAUUCAGUUCCACUCAGUUCCAUUUAGUUCCAUUCGGUUCCAUUCAGUUCUAUUUAGUUUCAUUCAGUUCCAUUCGGUUCCAUUCAGUUCUAUUUAGUUUCAUUCAGUUCCAUUCGGUUCCAUUCAGUACCAUUCAGUUCCAUUCAGUUCCAUUCGCGGGCAGAUUUCUUGGUGCAUCUCCACGAUGAAAUCAGUUUGUUCCAAGCGGAUCAUUUCUCCCACACCUCAUUCCAUUCUGAAAGCGUCACGUUUUAGUGUCAUUUUACUGAAUCAGCCAAUGCACAGGGAGACAGCACUGCCUCGCUUUUACUUGAGACAGAUUAUUUACAGUGUAUUACCCGUUACAGUCGAGACAUGAACCUUUUUUUUGUUUGUUUUUUUACAUAGCAACAGACUAGUGUUAGAGGGACUGCCAUUUCUUGUUUGUAUUAGGGUUAUUUGUUGUUGUUUAUUCAAAUGACAGUAUUGUGAUUUUAAUGUUUACCCUCAGAAACACAAAUGAAUGAAAUGAUUAUAGAAAUACAUAUACAUUUUUAUACAGGAAGCAAUAAUCUAUUAGCAUUAUGAGCCUUCUUGAAUCUCAUUGGUUCCUCAUUGAGUCAGUAUUGAAAGUCAAUCUCUCUGAUUGGUCGAUGAGUUAAGGUCAUUGGGGGGUUUAGCAAACUGGACUUGUUUGUUUUGGGAACUUGUCUAAUUUACAUUCACCUUUUUUUAUUGUUUUUUUUUUUACCAGUUGGUUACUGAUGAUCAAGGCUUGACAGACAGAGCUCAUUGGUUUAGAGAAAGGAGCGGACUAAACCAGAGCCACGCCCCUCAACACCGGUUUGGUUGAGGAUAUGAUGACUAAAAUCAAUUGUGUCCCAACCUCUGCAGUUACUUUUGUCUCCAUUGCCAUUUAUCGAAAUCACUCUAAAAUUUAAAAUAAUACAGGUCAAAAAGGUUUGAAUUUGUACGCGUAGUUCUUUAUUUGUAGAAAAAACUUUUAUGAUGUGUCAAAGUGGUUUUAUUGGAAGAAAAACCUUAGCUAAGCUCUGAGUUACAGCGUGACUCUGGUUUAGUCUGCUUAGUUAAAAAAAUAUAAAUAAAUAAGAUCUUUUUGAUUCAUAAUUAAUAAACUGUAAUGUGCUAUCCUUUAUUUGGAUAAGUAUAGCUAAACUGAUGGUUUAAGAAAGCCAAAUGUAAUCAGAAAGGUGGCAGUGAGUGCAUGUAUGAAUGAAUGUGUGAGUGAUCAAAAAAUAAUGCAUAAAUGAGCAGUUUUUAUGGAAACCAAUAAACGUGGUGGAAACAAAAGACUUGAAUGAGUGAACAAAGUAUACAGAAUGAUGGUGUUUAUUGAAUUGUUUUUAUGAGUGGAGGUCUUUAUGAAACAUUGAAGCCUGCUUGUUCUGAUGAUUAAAUACUGUAAGAUGGA
Molecule: messenger RNA, 8483 nt
Organism: Xiphophorus maculatus (southern platyfish)
Lineage: Eukaryota; Metazoa; Chordata; Actinopteri; Cyprinodontiformes; Poeciliidae
Gene: itsn1
Product: intersectin 1
Exons: 32
Coding region: 199-4038 (1279 amino acids)
Biological process (GO): endosomal transport; clathrin-dependent synaptic vesicle endocytosis; positive regulation of Rho protein signal transduction
Cellular component (GO): presynaptic membrane; cytoplasm; clathrin-coated pit
Molecular function (GO): calcium ion binding; guanyl-nucleotide exchange factor activity; molecular adaptor activity
Source: RefSeq, a predicted model, not a curated record